AUGACGGUUUUGAAGACAUUCACUUUUGUCCUUCAGCUUGUUGGUAUCAUCAGUCUGCCAACGCAGAGAAGAUUCAAAGUUUUAGGGCCAGAAGAUGAGCAGUGGCUCCAAGUGGUUCAGCACACUCAAGAUAACGACGCCCACAGCGACAUUACUAUUCCUUUGCGUGACAGCCGUCAAUACCAUGUAAACUUUGCAUCAAAGGGGAGACCUACCCGUGACGUAACACCGGACGAGCUAAGGCCAUACCCACUGAACCGAGGCUCAACACGUGAAGAACAUAUGCCUUGCUCCAGUGUCCGUGACACCACAAGGAAAGAACCUCCCCCUUGCUCGCAUGUACAUGAUUCCAACUAUGAAGAAACUUACACUUGCUCACAUACACAUGGCUCCACCCCUUCCUCAACAACACAUCCCCCACAUACCCCUUGUAAGCAGAGCAACGACACAACGUAUACAACGCUUUCCAGUGACAACACGGAUAGCAGUGACAAUACAGUUGCUACUGAUAGCACACUCACUGGUGACAGCACACUGACCAGUGACAGCACGGUAUCCAGCGACAGUACAUUUACGAGUGACAGCACUGUAUCCAGCGAUGGUACAUUUACCAGUGACAGCACGGUAUCCAUCGACAGCACAGUAUCCAGCGAUAGUACAUUUACCAGUGAUAGCACAGUAUCCAGCGAUAGUACAUUUACCAGUGACAGCACGGUAUCCAGCGACAGUACAUUUACGAGUGACAGCACUGUAUCCAGCGACAGUACAUUUAUCAGUGACAGCACGGUAUUCAGCGACAGUACAUUUACGAGUGACAGCACUGUAUCCAGUGACAUCACGGGAUCCAGCGACAACACAUUUACCAGUGACAGCACAGAAUCCAGCGACAGCACAGUAUCCAGCGAUAGUACAUUUACCAGUGACAUCACGGUAUCCAGUGACAGCACAUUUACCAGUGAUAGCACAGUAUCCAGUGAUAGUACAUUUAUCAGUGACAGCACGGUUACCAGUGACAGCACGUUUACCAGUGAUAGCACAGUAUCCAGCGAUAGUACAUUUACGAGUGAAAACACCCUAUCCAGUGACAGUACUUUUACGAGUGACAUCACGGUAUCCAGCGACAACACAUUAACCAGUGACAGCAUAGAAUCCAGCGAUAGUACAUUUACCAGUGACAGCACGGUAUCCAGCGACAGUACAUUUACCAGUGACAUCAUGGUAUCCAGCGACAGCACAGUAUCCAGCGAUAGUACAUUUACCAGUGACAUCACGGUAUCCAGCGACAAAACAUUUACCAGUGACAGCACUGUAUCCAGCGACAAAACAUUUACCAGUGACAGCACUGUAUCCAGCGACAGUACAUUUAUCAGUGACAGCACGGUAUUCAGCGACAGUACAUUUGCGAGUGACAGCACUGUAUCCAGCGACAGUACAUUUACUAGUGACAGCACGGUAUCCAGCGAUAGUACAUUUACGAGUGACAGCACAGUAUCCAGCGACAGUACAUUUACCAGUGACAGCACAGAAUCCCGCGAUAGUACAUUUACCAGUGACAUUACGGUAUCCAGCGACAGCACAGUAUCCAGCGAUAGUACAUUUACCAGUGACAGCACGUUUACCAGUGAUAGCACAGUAUCCAGUGACAGCACAGUAUCCAGCGAUAGUACAUUUACCAGUGACAGCACGUUUACCAGUGAUAGCACAGUAUCCAGUGACAUCACGGUAUCCAACGACAACACAGUGACCAGCGAUAGUACAUUUACCAGUGACAUCACGGUAUCCAGCGACAGUACAUUUACCAGUGACAGCACAGAAUCCAGCGAUAGUACAUUUACCAGUGACAUUACGGUAUCCAGCGACAGCACAGUAUCCAGCGAUAGUACAUUUACCAGUGACAGCACGUUUACCAGUGACAGCACUGUAUCCAGCGACAGUACAUUUAUCAGUGACAGCACAGAAUCCAGCGAUAGUACAUUUACCAGUGACAUCACGGUAUCCAGCGACAGCACAGUAUCCAGCGAUAGUACAUUUACCAGUGACAGCACGUUUACCAGUGAUAGCACAGUAUCCAGUGACAUCACGGUAUCCAACGACAACACAGUGACCAGCGAUAGUAUAUUUACCAGUGACAGCACUGUAUCCAGCGACAGUACAUUAAUCAGUGACAGCACGGUAUCCAGCGAUAGUACAUUUACCAGUGACAGCACUUUUACGAGUGACAUCACGGUAUCCAGCAACAACACAUUUACCAGUGACAGCACAGAAUCCAGCGAUAGUACAUUUACCAGUGACAGCACGGUAUCCAGCGACAGCGGAGUAUCCAGCGAUAGUACAUUUACAAGUGAUAGCACAGUAUCCAGCGAUAGUACAUUUACCAGUGACAGCACGGUAUCCAGCGACAGCACAGUAUCCAGCGAUAGUACAUUUACCAGUGACAUCACGGUAUCCAGUGACAGCACAUUUACCAGUGAUAGCACAGUAUCCAGUGAUAGUACAUUUAUCAGUGACAGCACGGUUACCAGUGACAGCACGUUUACCAGUGAUAGCACAGUAUCCAGCGAUAGUACAUUUACGAGUGACAGCACCCUAUCCAGUGACAGUACUUUUACGAGUGACAUCACGGUAUCCAGCGACAACACAUUUACCAGUGACAGCACAGAAUCCAGCGAUAGUACAUUUACCAGUGACAUCACGGUAUCCAACGACAGCACAGUAUCCAGCGAUAGUACAUUUACCAGUGACAGCACGUUUACCAGUGAUAGCACAGAAUCCAGCGAUAGUACAUUUACCAGUGACAGCACAUUAUCCAGCGAUAGUACAUUUAUGAGUGACAGCACGGUAUUCAGCGACAGUACAUUUACUAGUGACAGCACGGUAUCCAGCGAUAGUACAUUUACGAGUGACAGCACUGUAUCCAGUGACAUCACAUUUACCAGUGACAGCACAGAAUCCAGCGAUAGUACAUUUACCAGUGACAUCACGGUAUCCAGCGACAGCACAGUAUCCAGCGAUAGUACAUUUACCAGUGACAGCACGUUUACCAGUGAUAGCACAGUAUCCAGUGACAGCACAGAAUCCAGCGAUAGUACAUUUACCAGUGACAGCACGGUAUCCAGCGACAGCACAGUAUCCAGCGAUAGUACAUUUACCAGUGAUAGCACAGUAUCCAGCGAUAGUACAUUUACCAGUGACAGCACGGUAUCCAGGGACAGUACAUUUACGAGUGACAGCACUGUAUCCAGCGACAGUACAUUUAUCAGUGACAGCACGGUAUUCAGCGACAGUACAUUUACGAGUGACAGCACUGUAUCCAGUGACAUCACGGGAUCCAGCGACAACACAUUUACCAGUGACAGCACAGAAUCCAGCGACAGCACAGUAUCCAGCGAUAGUACAUUUACCAGUGACAUCACGGUAUCCAGUGACAGCACAUUUACCAGUGAUAGCACAGUAUCCAGUGAUAGUACAUUUAUCAGUGACAGCACGGUUACCAGUGACAGCACGUUUACCAGUGAUAGCACAGUAUCCAGCGAUAGUACAUUUACGAGUGACAGCACCCUAUCCAGUGACAGUACUUUUACGAGUGACAUCACGGUAUCCAGCGACAACACAUUAACCAGUGACAGCAUAGAAUCCAGCGAUAGUACAUUUACCAGUGACAGCACGGUAUCCAGCGACAGUACAUUUACCAGUGACAUCAUGGUAUCCAGCGACAGCACAGUAUCCAGCGAUAGUACAUUUACCAGUGACAUCACGGUAUCCAGCGACAAAACAUUUACCAGUGACAGCACUGUAUCCAGCGACAGUACAUUUAUCAGUGACAGCACGGUAUUCAGCGACAGUACAUUUGCGAGUGACAGCACUGUAUCCAGCGACAGUACAUUUACUAGUGACAGCACGGUAUCCAGCGAUAGUACAUUUACGAGUGACAGCACAGUAUCCAGCGACAGUACAUUUACCAGUGACAGCACAGAAUCCCGCGAUAGUACAUUUACCAGUGACAUUACGGUAUCCAGCGACAGCACAGUAUCCAGCGAUAGUACAUUUACCAGUGACAGCACUGACAUUACGGUAUCCAGCGACAGCACAGUAUCCAGCGAUAGUACAUUUACCAGUGACAGCACGUUUACCAGUGACAGCACUGUAUCCAGCGACAGUACAUUUAUCAGUGACAGCACAGAAUCCAGCGAUAGUACAUUUACCAGUGACAUCACGGUAUCCAGCGACAGCACAGUAUCCAGCGAUAGUACAUUUACCAGUGACAGCACGUUUACCAGUGAUAGCACAGUAUCCAGUGACAUCACGGUAUCCAACGACAACACAGUGACCAGCGAUAGUAUAUUUACCAGUGACAGCACUGUAUCCAGCGACAGUACAUUAAUCAGUGACAGCACGGUAUCCAGCGAUAGUACAUUUACCAGUGACAGCACUUUUACGAGUGACAUCACGGUAUCCAGCAACAACACAUUUACCAGUGACAGCACAGAAUCCAGCGAUAGUACAUUUACCAGUGACAGCACGGUAUCCAGCGACAGCGGAGUAUCCAGCGAUAGUACAUUUACAAGUGAUAGCACAGUAUCCAGCGACAGCACGGUAUCCAGCGACAGCACAGUAUCCAGCGAUAGUACAUUUACCAGUGACAUCACGGUAUCCAGUGACAGCACAUUUACCAGUGAUAGCACAGUAUCCAGUGAUAGUACAUUUAUCAGUGACAGCACGGUUACCAGUGACAGCACGUUUACCAGUGAUAGCACAGUAUCCAGCGAUAGUACAUUUACGAGUGACAGCACCCUAUCCAGUGACAGUACUUUUACGAGUGACAUCACGGUAUCCAGCGACAACACAUUUACCAGUGACAGCACAGAAUCCAGCGAUAGUACAUUUACCAGUGACAUCACGGUAUCCAACGACAGCACAGUAUCCAGCGAUAGUACAUUUACCAGUGACAGCACGUUUACCAGUGAUAGCACAGAAUCCAGCGAUAGUACAUUUACCAGUGACAGCACAUUAUCCAGCGAUAGUACAUUUAUGAGUGACAGCACGGUAUUCAGCGACAGUACAUUUACUAGUGACAGCAUGGUAUCCAGCGAUAGUACAUUUACGAGUGACAGCACUGUAUCCAGUGACAUCACAUUUACCAGUGACAGCACAGAAUCCAGCGAUAGUACAUUUACCAGUGACAGCACGGUAUCCAGCGACAGCACAGUAUCCAGCGAUAGUACAUUUACCAGUGAUAGCACAGUAUCCAGCGAUAGUACAUUUACCAGUGACAGCACGGUAUCCAGGGACAGUACAUUUACGAGUGACAGCACUGUAUCCAGCGACAGUACAUUUAUCAGUGACAGCACGGUAUUCAGCGACAGUACAUUUACGAGUGACAGCACUGUAUCCAGUGACAUCACGGGAUCCAGCGACAACACAUUUACCAGUGACAGCACAGAAUCCAGCGACAGCACAGUGUCCAGCGAUAGUACAUUUACCAGUGACAUCACGGUAUCCAACGACAGCACAGUAUCCAGCGAUAGUACAUUUACCAGUGACAGCACGUUUACCAGUGAUAGCACAGAAUCCAGCGAUAGUACAUUUACCAGUGACAGCACAUUAUCCAGCGAUAGUACAUUUAUGAGUGACAGCACGGUAUUCAGCGACAGUACAUUUACUAGUGACAGCAUGGUAUCCAGCGAUAGUACAUUUACGAGUGACAGCACUGUAUCCAGUGACAGCACAGAAUCCAGCGAUAGUACAUUUACCAGUGACAGCACGGUAUCCAGCGACAGCACAGUAUCCAGCGAUAGUACAUUUACCAGUGAUAGCACAGUAUCCAGCGAUAGUACAUUUACCAGUGACAGCACGGUAUCCAGGGACAGUACAUUUACGAGUGACAGCACUGUAUCCAGCGACAGUACAUUUUUCAGUGACAGCACGGUAUUCAGCGACAGUACAUUUACGAGUGACAGCACUGUAUCCAGUGACAUCACGGGAUCCAGCGACAACACAUUUACCAGUGACAGCACAGAAUCCAGCGACAGCACAGUAUCCAGCGAUAGUACAUUUACCAGUGACAUCACGGUAUCCAGUGACAGCACAUUUACAAGUGAUAGCACAGUAUCCAGUGAUAGUACAUUUAUCAGUGACAGCACGGUUACCAGUGACAGCACGUUUACCAGUGAUAGCACAGUAUCCAGCGAUAGUACAUUUACGAGUGACAGCACCCUAUCCAGUGACAGUACUUUUACGAGUGACAUUACGGUAUCCAGCGACAACACAUUAACCAGUGACAGCAUAGAAUCCAGCGUUAGUACAUUUACCAGUGACAGCACGGUAUCCAGCGACAGUACAUUUACCAGUGACAUCAUGGUAUCCAGCGACAGCACAGUAUCCAGCGACAGUACAUUUACCAGUGACAUCACGGUAUCCAGCGACAACACAUUUACCAGUGACAGCACUGUAUCCAGCGACAGUACAUUUAUCAGUGACAGCACGGUAUUCAGCGACAGUACAUUUGCGAGUGACAGCACUGUAUCCAGCGACAGUACAUUUACUAGUGACAGCACGGUAUCCAGCGAUAGUACAUUUACGAGUGACAGCACAGUAUCCAGCGACAGUACGGUAUCCAGCGACAGCACAGUAUCCAGCGAUAGUACAUUUACCAGUGACAGCACGUUUACCAGUGACAGCACUGUAUCCAGCGACAGUACAUUUAUCAGUGACAGCACAGAAUCCAGCGAUAGUACAUUUACCAGUGACAUCACGGUAUCCAGCGACAGCACAGUAUCCAGCGAUAGUACAUUUACCAGUGACAGCACGUUUACCAGUGAUAGCACAGUAUCCAGUGACAUCACGGUAUCCAACGACAACACAGUGACCAGCGAUAGUAUAUUUACCAGUGACAGCACUGUAUCCAGCGACAGUACAUUAAUCAGUGACAGCACGGUAUCCAGCGAUAGUACAUUUACCAGUGACAUUACGGUAUCCAGCGACAGCACAGUAUCCAGCGAUAGUACAUUUACCAGUGACAGCACGUUUACCAGUGAUAGCACAGUAUCCAGUGACAUCACGGUAUCCAACGACAACACAGUGACCAGCGAUAGUACAUUUACCAGUGACAUCACGGUAUCCAGCGACAGUACAUUUACCAGUGACAGCACAGAAUCCAGCGAUAGUACAUUUACCAGUGACAUUACGGUAUCCAGCGACAGCACAGUAUCCAGCGAUAGUACAUUUACCAGUGACAGCACGUUUACCAGUGACAGCACUGUAUCCAGCGACAGUACAUUUAUCAGUGACAGCACAGAAUCCAGCGAUAGUACAUUUACCAGUGACAUCACGGUAUCCAGCGACAGCACAGUAUCCAGCGAUAGUACAUUUACCAGUGACAGCACGUUUACCAGUGAUAGCACAGUAUCCAGUGACAUCACGGUAUCCAACGACAACACAGUGACCAGCGAUAGUAUAUUUACCAGUGACAGCACUGUAUCCAGCGACAGUACAUUAAUCAGUGACAGCACGGUAUCCAGCGAUAGUACAUUUACCAGUGACAGCACUUUUACGAGUGACAUCACGGUAUCCAGCAACAACACAUUUACCAGUGACAGCACAGAAUCCAGCGAUAGUACAUUUACCAGUGACAGCACGGUAUCCAGCGACAGCGGAGUAUCCAGCGAUAGUACAUUUACAAGUGAUAGCACAGUAUCCAGCGACAGCAUGGUAUCCAGCGACAGCACAUUAUCCAGCGAUAGUACAUUUACCAGUGACAUCACGGUAUCCAGUGACAGCACAUUUACCAGUGAUAGCACAGUAUCCAGUGAUAGUACAUUUAUCAGUGACAGCACGGUUACCAGUGACAGCACGUUUACCAGUGAUAGCACAGUAUCCAGCGAUAGUACAUUUACGAGUGACAGCACCCUAUCCAGUGACAGUACUUUUACGAGUGACAUCACGGUAUCCAGCGACAACACAUUUACCAGUGACAGCACAGAAUCCAGCGAUAGUACAUUUACCAGUGACAUCACGGUAUCCAACGACAGCACAGUAUCCAGCGAUAGUACAUUUACCAGUGACAGCACGUUUACCAGUGAUAGCACAGAAUCCAGCGAUAGUACAUUUACCAGUGACAGCACAUUAUCCAGCGAUAGUACAUUUAUGAGUGACAGCACGGUAUUCAGCGACAGUACAUUUACUAGUGACAGCACGGUAUCCAGCGAUAGUACAUUUACGAGUGACAGCACUGUAUCCAGUGACAUCACAUUUACCAGUGACAGCACAGAAUCCAGCGAUAGUACAUUUACCAGUGACAUCACGGUAUCCAGCGACAGCACAGUAUCCAGCGAUAGUACAUUUACCAGUGACAGCACGUUUACCAGUGAUAGCACAGUAUCCAGUGACAUCACGGUAUCCAACGACAACACAUUGACCAGCGAUAGCACAUUUACCAGUGACAUCACGGUAUCCAGCGACAGUACAUUUACCAGUGACAUCAUUUUAUCCAGCGACAGUACAUUUACGAGUGACAGCACUGUAUCCAGCGACAGUACAUUUAUCAGUGACAGCACAGAAUCCAGCGAUAGUACAUUUACCAGUGAAAUCACGGUAUCCAGCGACAGUACAUUUACCAGUGACAGCACUGUAUCCAGCGACAGUACAUUUAUCAGUGACAGCACAGAAUCCAGCGAUAGUACAUUUACCAGUGACAUCACGGUAUCCAGUGACAGCACAUUUACCAGUGAUAGCACAGUAUCCAGUGAUAGCACGGUUACCAGUGACAGCACGGUAUCCAGCGACAGUACAUUUACCAGUGACAUCAUGGUAUCCAGUGACAGCACAGUAUCCAGCGAUAGUACAUUUACCAGUGACAUCACGGUAUCCAGCGACAGUACAUUUACCAGUGACAUCAUGGUAUCUAGCGACAGCACAGUAUCCAGCGAUAGUACAUUUACCAGUGACAUCACGGUAUCCAGCGACAACACAUUUACCAGUGACAGCACUGUAUCCAGCGACAGUACAUUUAUCAGUGACAGCACGGUAUCCAGCGAUAGUACAUUUACUAGUGACAGCACAGUAUCCAGCGACAGUACAUUUACCAAAUCCAGCGAUAGUACAUUUACCAGUGACAGCACGGUAUCCAGCGACAGCACAGUAUCCAGCGAUAGUACAUUUACCAGUGAUAGCACAGUAUCCAGCGAUAGUACAUUUACCAGUGACAGCACGGUAUCCAGGGACAGUACAUUUACGAGUGACAGCACUGUAUCCAGCGACAGUACAUUUAUCAGUGACAGCACGGUAUUCAGCGACAGUACAUUUACGAGUGACAGCACUGUAUCCAGUGACAUCACGGGAUCCAGCGACAACACAUUUACCAGUGACAGCACAGAAUCCAGCGACAGCACAGUGUCCAGCGAUAGUACAUUUACCAGUGACAUCACGGUAUCCAACGACAGCACAGUAUCCAGCGAUAGUACAUUUACCAGUGACAGCACGUUUACCAGUGAUAGCACAGAAUCCAGCGAUAGUACAUUUACCAGUGACAGCACAUUAUCCAGCGAUAGUACAUUUAUGAGUGACAGCACGGUAUUCAGCGACAGUACAUUUACUAGUGACAGCACGGUAUCCAGCGAUAGUACAUUUACGAGUGACAGCACUGUAUCCAGUGACAUCACAUUUACCAGUGACAGCACAGAAUCCAGCGAUAGUACAUUUACCAGUGACAUCACGGUAUCCAGCGACAGCACAGUAUCCAGCGAUAGUACAUUUACCAGUGACAGCACGUUUACCAGUGAUAGCACAGUAUCCAGUGACAGCACAGAAUCCAGCGAUAGUACAUUUACCAGUGACAGCACGGUAUCCAGCGACAGCACAGUAUCCAGCGAUAGUACAUUUACCAGUGAUAGCACAGUAUCCAGCGAUAGUACAUUUACCAGUGACAGCACGGUAUCCAGGGACAGUACAUUUACGAGUGACAGCACUGUAUCCAGCGACAGUACAUUUAUCAGUGACAGCACGGUAUUCAGCGACAGUACAUUUACGAGUGACAGCACUGUAUCCAGUGACAUCACGGGAUCCAGCGACAACACAUUUACCAGUGACAGCACAGAAUCCAGCGACAGCACAGUGUCCAGCGAUAGUACAUUUACCAGUGACAUCACGGUAUCCAACGACAGCACAGUAUCCAGCGAUAGUACAUUUACCAGUGACAGCACGUUUACCAGUGAUAGCACAGAAUCCAGCGAUAGUACAUUUACCAGUGACAGCACAUUAUCCAGCGAUAGUACAUUUAUGAGUGACAGCACGGUAUUCAGCGACAGUACAUUUACUAGUGACAGCACGGUAUCCAGCGAUAGUACAUUUACGAGUGACAGCACUGUAUCCAGUGACAUCACAUUUACCAGUGACAGCACAGAAUCCAGCGAUAGUACAUUUACCAGUGACAUCACGGUAUCCAGCGACAGCACAGUAUCCAGCGAUAGUACAUUUACCAGUGACAGCACGUUUACCAGUGAUAGCACAGUAUCCAGUGACAUCACGGUAUCCAACGACAACACAUUGACCAGCGAUAGCACAUUUACCAGUGACAUCACGGUAUCCAGCCGACAACACAGUGACCAGCGACACGACAGCACAGUAUCCAGCGAUAGUAUAUCUACCAGUGACAGCACGUUUACCAGUGAUAGCACAGUAUCCAGUGACAUCACGGUAUCCAACGACAACACACGACAGCACUGUAUCCAGCGACAUGAUAGCACAGUAUCCAGCGACAGUACAUUUACUAGUGACAGCACGGUAUCCAGCGAUAGUACAUUUACAAGUGACAGCACUGUAUCCAGUGACAUCACAUUUACCAGUGACAGCACAGAAUCCAGCGAUAGUACAUUUACCAGUGUCAUCACGGUAUCCAGCGAUAGUACAUUUACCAGUGACAGCACGUUUACCAGUGAUAGCACAGAAUCCAGCGAUAGUACAUUUACCAGUGACAGCACGUUUACCAGUGAUAGCACAGUAUCCAGCGAUAGUACAUUUAUCAGUGACAGCACGGUUACCAGUGACAGCACGUUUACCAGUGAUAGCACAGUAUCCAGCGAUAGUACAUUUACGAGUGACAGCACCCUAUCCAGUGACAGUACUUUUACGAGUGACAUCACGGUAUCCAGCGACAACACAUUAACCAGUGACAGCAUAGAAUCCAGCGAUAGUACAUUUACCAGUGACAGCACGGUAUCCAGCGACAGUACAUUUACCAGUGACAUCAUGGUAUCCAGCGACAGCACAGUAUCCAGCGAUAGUACAUUUACCAGUGACAUCACGGUAUCCAGCGACAACACAUUUACCAGUGACAGCACUGUAUCCAGCGACAGUACAUUCAUCAGUGACAGCACGGUAUUCAGCGACAGUACAUUUGCGAGUGACAGCACUGUAUCCAGCGACAGUACAUUUACUAGUGACAGCACGGUAUCCAGCGAUAGUACAUUUACGAGUGACAGCACAGUAUCCAGCGACAGUACAUUUACCAGUGACAUCAUGGUAUCCAGCGACAACACAGUGACCAGCGAUAGUACAUUUACCAGUGACAUCACGGUAUCCAGCGACAGUACAUUUACCAGUGACAGCACAGAAUCCAGCGAUAGUACAUUUAACAGUGACAUCACGGUAUCCAGCGACUGCACAGUAUCCAGCGAUAGUACAUUUACCAGUGACAGCACGUUUACCAGUGAUAGCACAGUAUCCAGUGACAUCACGGUAUCCAACGACAACACAGUGACCAGCGAUAGUACAUUUACCAGUGACAUCACGGUAUCCAGCGACAGUACAUUUACCAGUGACAUCAUUGUAUCCAGCGACAGUACAUUUACGAGUGACAGCACUGUAUCCAGCGACAGUACAUUUAUCAGUGACAGCACAGAAUCCAGCGAUAGUACAUUUACCAGUGACAUCACGGUAUCCAGUGACAGCACAUUUACCAGUGAUAGCACAGUAUCCAGUGAUAGUACAUUUACCAGUGACAGCACAGAAUCCAGCGAUAGUACAUUUAACAGUGACAUCACGGUAUCCAGCGACAGCACAGUAUCCAGCGAUAGUACAUUUACCAGUGACAGCACAGUAUCCAGCGACAGUACAUUUACCAGUGACAUCAUGGUAUCCAGCAACAACACAGUGACCAGCGAUAGUACAUUUACCAGUGACAUCACGGUAUCCAGCGACAGUACAUUUACCAGUGACAUCAUUGUAUCCAGCGACAGUACAUUUACGAGUGACAGCACUGUAUCCAGCGACAGUACAUUUAUCAGUGACAGCACAGAAUCCAGCGAUAGUACAUUUACCAGUGACAUCACGGUAUCCAGCGACAGCACAGUAUCCAGCGAUAGUACAUUUACCAGUGACAGCACCGACAGCACAGUAUCCAGCGAUAGUACAUUUACCAGUGACAGCAAAUUUACCAGUGAUAGCACAGUAUCCAGUGACAGCACGGUAUCCAGCGAUAGUACAUUUACGAGUGACAGCACUUUUACGAGUGACAUCACGGUAUCCAGCAACAACACAUUUACCAGUGACAGCACAGAAUCUAGCGAUAGUACAUUUACCAGUGACAGCACAUUAUCCAGCGACAGUACAUUUAUGAGUGACAGCACGGUAUUCAGCGACAGUACAUUUACUAGUGACAGCACGGUAUCCAGCGAUAGUACAUUUACGAGUGACAGCACUGUAUCCAGUGACAUCACAUUUACCAGUGACAGCACAGAAUCCAGCGAUAGUACAUUUACCAGUGACAUCACGGUAUCCAGCGACAGCACAGUAUCCAGCGAUAGUACAUUUACCAGUGACAGCACGGUAUCCAGCGACAGUACAUUCACGAGUGACAGCACGGUAUCCAGCGACAGUACAUUUACGAGUGACAGCACUGUAUCCAGCGACAGUACAUUUAUCAGUGACAGCACGGUAUUCAGCGACAGUACAUUUACGAGUGACAGCACUGUAUCCAGUGACAUCACGGGAUCCAGCGACAACAAAUUUACCAGUGACAGCACAGAAUCCAGCGACAGCACAGUAUCCAGCGAUAACCCCAUUCAGUGUGGGGUGGUUAGAAACCCUCCAGCAUCAUCACCUUCAGCAUGGGCUCCCACCAAGGCUCUGUCAACACAUGACUGCGUCUCAAGGUCUCCAACCAACCACAUUGUGAAGUACGUGGACAACACAACAGUGGGGAACCUCAUUUUGGGUGACAACGACCUGGCCUACAGACAGGAGGUGGAGUAUUUGGUGGACUGGUGCAAAGAUAACAGCUUGAUCUUGAACAAUGAUAAAACAAAACAGGUCAUUGUCAUCUUCAGGAAGAACCAGCCCAACAAUGCUCUGCUUCUCAUCAACAACACGGCCUUGGAGGUGGUCAGCAGCACCAAGUUCCUGAGAGUGCACAUUACGGAUAAACUAACCUGUUCGAUGAACACAGCGUCUCUGGUGAAGAGGGCACAGAAGCGCCUGUCCGUUCUGCGGAAGAUAAGCGUCCCACCUGCUCCACCCAUCCUCAUCACAUCGUGA
Messenger RNA from Corythoichthys intestinalis (scribbled pipefish), 13527 nucleotides. RefSeq lists its product as uncharacterized. The transcript has 15 exons. The record is from RefSeq and is a predicted model, not a curated record. Bases 1 to 13527 code for a protein of 4508 amino acids. NCBI's taxonomy places the organism in Eukaryota, Metazoa, Chordata, Actinopteri, Syngnathiformes, Syngnathidae.